AUAACAGGUAAUUGAUAGUGUGUAAUGAAUGGACCAUUAAUAAUUGAUUGUCUAGGAACAGACUGCUUUUGUUGGCUGAGCUUUCAGUGUUCCAGUGUGAAGCAUAAGCGGUGUACCUUCUGCAUUAUUUUUCUACCAAAUAACAAUAUGAAUAAUGGGAAAAUGCUGAAAAUGCCUAUGCCAAGUACUGACAGUGUGAAAGUAGCAGUGCGAGUGCGGCCUUUUAGUCAGAGAGAGAAGAAUUCUGGGAGCAAAUGUGUGAUUUCCAUGCAUUCCAGGACCACCACCAUUAUACAAGACCCUAAGAAUCCAGAACAUACGAAGACGUUUACUUUUGACCUGGCAUAUUGGUCUCACAAUGGAUUUCAAAAGGAUAAAGAUGGUGUGUUUAUUUCAGCUGAUCCUGGUGGUAAAUUUGCAGGCCAGAAGGAGGUUUUUCAUGAUCUUGGCAGGGGAAUUCUGGACAGUGCUUGGCAAGGCUAUAAUACUACUCUCUUGGCCUAUGGGCAGACUGGCUCUGGAAAAAGCUAUUCCAUGAUUGGGUUUGGUGCAAACAAGGGUAUCAUUCCAAAUGUGUGCGAAGAGCUAUUUCAAGCAAUUGAGAACCGGGACAAAAAUCAAGAAUACCAGGUUACAUUCAGCAUGCUGGAAAUUUACAACGAACAGGUGAGAGAUUUGCUAUCCAGGAUCAAGAAACCUGGAGGGCUAAGAGUAAGGGAGGACCAACAGCUGGGCUUUUAUGUGGAUGGUCUGAAGUCAGUGCCUUGUGAGAACUAUGCCCAGAUUGAAAGACUGAUGGAACAAGGAGCAAAAAUAAGGACCACAGCUUCGACCAACAUGAAUGCCAGCAGCAGCCGGUCUCACAUGAUCAUCACCAUUCAGUUCAAGCAGGUUUUCCUAGACAGAGAUCUCACCAAACAGUCCAGUAUUAACUUGGUAGAUUUAGCUGGAAGUGAAAGGCAGAAAUCUUCAGGAUCAGAAGGAGACAGACUGCGGGAAGGAUCACGCGUUAACCUAAGUUUAACCAAUUUAGGAAAUGUCAUCAGUGCUCUGGCUGAUGCCGCCAUGGGGAAGAAAGUCCUCCAUGUUCCCUACAGAGACUCUGUACUGACCAAACUGCUCCAGUCAGCUCUGGGUGGGAACAGCAGAACUACUCUGAUAGCAGCAAUAAGUCCAGCUGACAUCUGCUAUGAGGAAACUUUAUCAACACUAAGAUAUGCUGAAAGGGCUAAGAAGAUCCGGAACAAAGCUGUUGUCAACACCUCCACCCUGAUGAGGGAGUCCAGGGGAGAGAACGAGAGACUGAUACCUUCUCUGUUUCUCCUCCAGGAGCAGCAGAUGAUGAAAACUUUCCCCCACCUUCUCAACGUCAAUGAAGACCCGCAGCUCACAGGGGUUCUCAAGCACUUCAUUCAGGCUGGUACUUACCCCUCCCCCUGUGACAGACCUCAGCCCUCCAUAGCCCACCCCAGCCUUAGAAUUUCAGAUAAACAUGCUUCCUUCACGAAUUCGGGUGGUAAAGUGAUGGUGACUCCAUACGGCAAAUGUAACGUCAUCGUUAACGGGGUGCCCAUCACGAUCAAGACGAAGCUGCAGCAUUUGGACCGGAUUAUUUUGGGAUCCAACAGCGCCUACCUUUACAUUGGGUUUCCUUCCGAGCGAGGCAGUGAGGACUUGAGCAGAUUUGAUUAUGACUUUUUCCAGCUGGAGAGAGCGGCUGCUGAGGGCGUGAGUGCUGAUAAGCUCGGUGCCAUGAACAGUGGGGAUGGGAAAGCGGACCCCAGUGUCCUGGCUGUGUUCCAGGACUACGUCAAACUGAUGCCACUGGUUGCAGAAGCAAAUCAAAUGAGCAAAGAGCUGAAGAAGGGACUUAAUAUGGAGCUGAAGGUGAAGAAUUUAGCUUCAUCAGAUUCCAGGGGCUGUGACCUACAAAAAGAGGUCAUGGUGAAGGUAACCCAUCAAAGGACUCAUCAGGUGUGGAUUUGGUCAAAAGCCAAAUUUAUCAAUAGGAAAUUCCUAAUGGAGGAACUUUACCAGCGUUUUCUUGAUGGAGAGGACAGCCAGGUAGCCCAGGAAGAUGACCCUUUCUGGGAUCCUGUUGAAGUUGUUCACCUGGGCUCUGCUCACAUCUGGCUCCAGUCCCUUGCCUACUGCAUGAAGUACGAGGAACAAGUGGAAUUUCUGAACUGUGACGGGCUGGAAGAGGCAGUGUUGCAUAUUCACAUAAACCCCUGCUCCCCGACAGGACAAGCACAUGGUGAGGAAGAUGUGGUUACUGACCCAGUGGACCUGCUGGGCAAGAGGAUGGAUUUCCAGAUUCGCCUUGUGCAGUGUCUUGGCACCAAGUGGCUAAAGGAAGAUGCGGAGAGGGGUGUUCAGAUGGGGUACAGAAUUUAUGAUCUUCCAAACACCUUAUAUACCAAGCCUGUGUGGAAAACUGUGAAUCCCCAAAUUGACGAGACUGUCCAAUUUACAACCUUAAAUGCUUCUCAGGAGUUUCUGAAUUAUUUACAGACAAAUGCUCUCAUUGUUGAUUUAUGGGGUCUUCAAGAAGGCUGUGCUGAACUGAGCUGCUCUCGGCUGGACCUCAUGGUUACAGGUGAAGGCCACAUCCUGGUGGACACGAAGAAAAUUUCCACUGUGAUGGAUAUAGGUCAGUCAAACCAGAUACCAGAGCUUUAUCUGAAGCUGCUCAAGUUAGAACAGGAGACGGAACUGCUCAGAAACAUAAACAGAAUCCUCAGAGAGGAAAAUGUGCUUCUUAAAGAAUCUAUUGAGAGAACCAGUUCUAGUCAAGCACAUCAGCCUUCCAGUACCCGAAAGAUCACUUGGAUGACAGCACAAGGGCCAGCAGCCAGAGAGAUUAAUCAAAUGUGCACCACCCAGCAAGCCAGCUGUGACAGAGAAUUUGCCAGAGCUCUUAAGGUGUUCUACCAAAGCAUGAAUGUGGCCAGAGGGCAGUUUCUCAAACUGAGACAUUAUAAACCUCCUGAAGAUGAUCAAAUGCUUCGGCCAUUUGUACACCAACAGUCACAAAUGUUAAAGGACUUUGGGGACCUACUUGAAUCCAGCUUGUGGAAACUGAAAAAUGAUGUUGCUCUUAUAGUGAAACAGAAGAAAGAAUGUUUAUUGCAUGCGGAAUAGUGUUCAGUUCAGUCGCUCAGUCCUGUCC
This is a messenger RNA of Capra hircus (goat), 3172 nucleotides long. RefSeq names its product kinesin-like protein KIF28P. The transcript has 22 exons. Gene Ontology annotation, cellular component: kinesin complex; microtubule. The coding region runs from base 25 to 3144 and encodes 1039 amino acids. NCBI's taxonomy places the organism in Eukaryota, Metazoa, Chordata, Mammalia, Artiodactyla, Bovidae. Gene Ontology annotation, molecular function: microtubule motor activity; ATP hydrolysis activity; microtubule binding. Gene Ontology annotation, biological process: microtubule-based movement; cytoskeleton-dependent intracellular transport. The record is from RefSeq and is a predicted model, not a curated record.